UAAACCUGCACCCUCACCAAUUUUAUUCGAGAAUGGAGAAGAACAAUCGAUGAGGACGUUGGAACCAAUUUUACCUUCUACUACCGGAAACGAAUCAAAUACAACUCUUGUGAUGACCAGGGAAAGGCUAUUACUCAAUAGUUCAACAUUUGAAGCAGAAACAUCAACUUCAGCUGUUACUUCAACUUCUACAACUACAGCGAAUACUAUGGCGGAUGAUAGUUCUUCAUUUAAGAUCAUGUUGGGGAUACCCGAUAAUGAUGAGGAUAAUAAUAUAAAAUUUAGUGAAGGUUAUGACUGGGAGAAAAACAAGAUUCAAAAUGAUACAACUAAUAAAAAAGAUAGGGGAAAUGAUAUGAAUGAAAAAGAUAAGGCUUUGGAAAAUAAUCUAAUCAGUGAAGAAGGGAUUUUUUAU
Molecule: messenger RNA, 415 nt
Organism: Drosophila kikkawai
Lineage: Eukaryota; Metazoa; Arthropoda; Insecta; Diptera; Drosophilidae
Source: RefSeq, a predicted model, not a curated record